CUUGCCUUCCGCUAGCAAGUUCUUUUCUCUUCAUUCUUGCAUUGAGAACCUUCUUUGACAACACACACACACACACAAUAACUCUUCUCUCUUUUUUUUUCUCUAAAACUCAUCAGAAACUACAAUGGCUCCUGCUGCUACGCAAUCUUUGAGUGAGGCACUUGUUGCCGGCCAUCUCGGACACUUGACCGAUCCCCAAACCGAAAUGUUGAAGAAAAUGUGGCAGCGCCUGUUCACAUUGUUCGAGCAACCUGGCGAUCCCAACUCUAAGCCUGCGCCCAAGAAGAAGACCGAGGAGGCACCCAAAAAGUCUGGUGGCUUCUUCAGCCGUGGCAACAAGGAGGACACAACCACCGAAGACUUGUUCAUUGGCGCCACCACGGAUCCCAACUGGAUGUCACUUCCUCUUGAAAAGGCGAUCCCAUUGAUCCCUGGCUCCAAGUUGGAAGGUACCUUCUGGAACAUGAUCCAGACUGACAACCCAGACGCCGUUGUACUUCGUUACCUCCGUGCCCGCAAGUGGGACUUUGACGCCGCUUACAACAUGCUGAUCAACACCUUGCGCUGGCGCUUGGUGAACCGUGUCGAUGACAUUGUCGCUUUGGGUGAGACGGGUCUCAAGGACGAGCUCGAAAAGUUGAAGAAGGGCAUGGGCUCGUCGUUCACCUGGAACUUGAAGUCGGGUAAGGCCUAUCUUGGAGGUCCCGACAAGGAUGGUCGCGGUAUUUGCUUCAUCAACGUCCGCUUCCAUCUCAAGGAAGACCAGUCUCCUGAGGUCGUCAAGCUCUUGACCAUGUAUGUCAUGGAAAACUCUCGUCUGGUUGUCAACCAGCCCAUGGAAACUGCCUGCAUUGUAUUCAACAUGGAGGACUUUACACUAAAGAACAUGGAUUUUGACUUUGUCAAGUUCUUGGUUUCGUGUUUCGAGGCUUACUACCCUGAAACCUUGGGUCAGUGCUUGAUUCACAAGGCUCCUUGGGUCUUCUCUACUGUGUGGAGCUUGAUCACCCCUCUCUUGGAUCCUGUUGUUGCUAGCAAGAUUGCCUUCACCAAGAAUCUCGACGAACUCACCAAGCGCAUUGACGCCAGCGCCUUGCCCAGCUUCAUCAGCAAGGAUGAGACCAAAAAGACAAAGGAUGAGCGCAUGAAGGUUGACGAACCUGAUGCCGGCACUUUGGAGCGACCUAGCACUGCUGCUGUUCAGGACUACAACGACAUCAUCAAGGAGUAUGUGUAUGAAACCAAGGAAUGGACCAAGACGGAAAAGCCUGCUGAUGAGAAGGGCGAAUCGGGCCGUUUGGAAUUGGCCAAGCGAUUCCGUCAGGCCCGUGUCAAGGCUGACAACGACCUCCGUGGUGACAGCACCUGGAAGCUCAAGGGCAUGUUCAAAGUCAACGAGCAAGGCCGACUUAUUAUCGAUUUUGGUAGUGAUGGCUGGGAGCCCCUUGACAUUACCGACCGUGUCUAAAUUAUUUGUUCCAUCCCCCCCCACCCCGAUUCCUUUGAUAAACAAUCCGUAAACACAAACACAUACACACAACGACGACAGUAACAGCAACAACAACAACAGUAACAACUCCACCCAAUCAACGCAUAUGUCUCCCAAACAAUUCCCACACAACCUCUUGUUCCCCUGAAUUGGUACCCGUUUUUGUGUCUUAGUUUUCUAUUUCUGGUCCGGACCGAUUAUAUCCAUCAGGGACAAGGAAUACCGCAUUUCGUUCUUCUUCUUCUUUCCUGUGAAU
Messenger RNA from Zychaea mexicana, 1745 nucleotides. RefSeq names its product CRAL-TRIO domain-containing protein. Bases 125 to 1468 code for a protein of 447 amino acids. The transcript is spliced from 4 exons. NCBI's taxonomy places the organism in Eukaryota, Fungi, Mucoromycota, Mucoromycetes, Mucorales, Lichtheimiaceae. The record is from RefSeq and is a predicted model, not a curated record.